AUGAGUAGCCCGAAGCGCAGAAUCGAGACAGAUGUGAUGAAGUAUGCGCUGCAAACAAUUGUAUGUGCUAGAUAUCUCCCCACCAACCCCGAGGAAGACUUGGAAUUCGAAUAUCUUCUGAACAGGCAAGAGUUCUAUGUCCGCUUCAAGGGACCUGAAGAAACACCGUUCACCGGAGGCCACUGGAAAAUCCACGUGGAGCUGCCCGACCAGUACCCGUACAAGAGCCCGAGCAUUGGAUUUGUGAACCGGAUCUUCCACCCGAACAUCGAUGAGCUGUCCGGCUCCGUGUGUCUCGACGUCAUCAACCAGACAUGGUCACCCAUGUACGACAUGCUCAACAUCUUCGAGGUCUUCCUUCCUCAGCUCCUGCGCUAUCCUAACCCAUCCGACCCACUCAACGGUGAGGCUGCCGCGCUCAUGAUGCGAGAGCCAAAAGCCUACGAGGCCAAGGUAAAGGAAUACGUUGCCAAGUACGCCAGCAAAGAGGCAGUGGACGACGCAGGCGAAGACACCGAAUCCGAAGAUGAGUUGAGUUCCGCAGGCAGCUAUGAGUCUAACGGAGAAGAGCCGGCAGGCGCAAUGGAUGAUGUGUGA
Penicillium alfredii is the source of this 597-nucleotide messenger RNA. RefSeq names its product E2 ubiquitin-conjugating protein UBC8. Lineage: Eukaryota; Fungi; Ascomycota; Eurotiomycetes; Eurotiales; Aspergillaceae. The record is from RefSeq and is a predicted model, not a curated record. Gene Ontology annotation, molecular function: ubiquitin conjugating enzyme activity. The coding region runs from base 1 to 597 and encodes 198 amino acids. The transcript has 6 exons. Gene Ontology annotation, biological process: protein polyubiquitination; ubiquitin-dependent protein catabolic process. Gene Ontology annotation, cellular component: nucleus.